CGAUCCGCCAAUACAAGUUUAAGAAGAAGAAAAACAUUGCGGUGCUCAACUUUCGCGGUUGCACAACAAAACAACUAUCAAAGGACAAAGAACUUGACAGCUGGUUAUAACUCAAAUUAUCAAUAAGUGGUGACUGAUGGUGAGACUGUGGAGGAACCUUUUGUGAUCCGCUCAUCUCAUCCUCCUCAGGCCAGAGUGAUGCCACUUUUCAGAAUGAGACCGCUCUCCUGACACAGGGAGGUUACUCCUUCCCCAACUCGGGCUCUGUCCUCUACCUACCUCACCCCUGACUACUUACCUCACCCCAAGUCAACACCCUAGAGCUUGCUUCCUAACCCAUGAGAACCCACCCCUCGAAUUACUACCUCAGCACUGUCCUCUAUAUAAACCUGGUGCACCCAGACCACCGUCUCCACCCUCCUGAGUCUUUCCCCUCGCCCUACUCCAAUUCGCUACACCUUCAUCAACCCCUGAGGGGCAUUUUAAAAAGGCAUCACCAGUGCCUACUCCCUGUUGUCGGUAAGGUGAUCUGAGCCUUCCCUCUUAUUACCGCACACCCUCCUACUGUGUACUGGCACGCAAAGAUGCGCCGGAACUUUGAGUGGCAGAUGUUUGAGUGACGUCCCCACUCUGUCAAUGUCAGAGACUGGAGGAGAGGGGUGGGGCCAGAGUGGGAAUCCCACGUCUGUGUUUGCCUAUGAAAGUCAUCAAGGCCCAGAGGAAGGAGGCAUGAAGAAUGAGGGAGAGGUGCGAAAAGGAGAGGAGGAGGGGCAGGGAAAAGAGGAUGAUGAGGAUUACGACUCGCCUCCAGAGAGGCAGAUCGUGGUGGGCAUCUGCUCCAUGAUGAAGAAGUCCAAGUCCAAGCCCAUGACCCAGAUCAUGGAAAGGCUGUGUAAGUUUGAGUACAUCACCGUGGUCAUCUUCCCCGAGGAGGUCAUCCUCAACGAGCCUGUGGACAAAUGGCCCCUGUGCGACUGCCUCGUCUCCUUCCACUCCAAAGGUACAAACGAACGUUUCCCAUUGGACAAAGCGGUAGAGUACGCCAACCUCAGAAACCCACUUCUCAUCAAUGACCUGAACAUGCAGUACUACAUACAAGACAGGAGGGAGGUGUAUCGUAUCUUGCAGGAGGAGGGGAUUGACCUUCCUCGUUAUGCUGUGUUAACCCGAGACCCAGACAGACCUGAAGAAUGUAACCUGGUCGAGGGGGAGGAUCAUGUGGAGGUGAACGGGGAGGUGUUCCCCAAGCCCUUUGUGGAGAAGCCCGUUUGCGCAGAGGACCACAAUGUCUACAUCUACUACCCCACCUCAGCUGGAGGGGGCAGCCAGAGACUCUUCAGAAAGAUAGGGAGCCGCAGCAGUGUGUACUCCCCAGAGAGCUGUGUGAGGAAGACUGGCUCCUACAUAUACGAGGAGUUCAUGCCAACGGACGGCACUGAUGUCAAGGUAUACACAGUGGGUCCUGACUAUGCCCAUGCUGAGGCAAGGAAGUCCCCGGCCCUGGACGGUAAGGUAGAGCGGGACAGCGAGGGGAAGGAGAUCCGCUACCCUGUCAUGCUCACCGCCAUGGAGAAACUGGUGGCCCGCAAGGUCUGCCUGGCCUUCAAGCAAACGGUGUGUGGCUUCGACCUCUUGAGAGCGAAUGGCCACUCAUUCGUCUGUGACGUCAAUGGCUUCAGCUUUGUGAAGAACUCCAUGAAGUACUAUGACGACUGUGCCAAGGUCUUGGGGAACAUGGUGAUGCGAGAGCUGGCCCCUCAGUUCCACAUCCCCUGGUCCAUCCCCAUGGAGGCUGAGGACAUACCUAUAGUCCCCACCACCUCAGGAACCAUGAUGGAGCUGCGCUGUGUCAUCGCCAUCAUCCGCCACGGAGACCGCACCCCCAAACAGAAAAUGAAGAUGGAAGUCAGACACCCUCUGUUCUUUGAGCUGUUUGAGAAGUACGGAGGGUACAAGUCAGGGAAACUGAAGUUGAAGAAGCCCAAACAGCUACAGGAGGUGCUGGACAUUGCCCGGCUCCUACUGGCUGAGUUGGGGCAGCACACGGACUGUGAGAUCGAGGAGAAGAAGGGUAAACUGGAGCAGCUCAAGACUGUCCUGGAGAUGUAUGGGCAUUUCUCAGGCAUCAACAGGAAAGUGCAGCUCACCUACCUGCCCAAUGGACAGCCCAAAGCCUCCAGUGAGGAAGAAGAAGGUCCGAAGGAGGGUCCGUCUCUACUGCUGGUGUUGAAGUGGGGAGGGGAGCUGACCCCGGCAGGCAGGGUACAGGCUGAGGAGCUGGGCAGGGCCUUCCGCUGCAUGUACCCUGGAGGACAAGGGGACUAUGCCGGUUUUCCUGGCUGUGGUCUGCUUCGUUUACACAGUACCUACCGCCACGACCUCAAGAUCUACGCUUCAGACGAAGGCCGUGUACAGAUGACCGCUGCCGCUUUUGCGAAGGGUCUGCUGGCUCUGGAGGGGGAGCUGACUCCCAUCCUGGUGCAGAUGGUGAAGAGUGCCAACAUGAACGGCAUGCUGGACAGCGACAGUGAGUCUCUGACCGACUGCCAGCAGAGGGUGAAGGCCCGCCUCCAUGAGAUCAUGCAGAAAGACCAGGACUUCACUGAGGCAGACUACCAAAAGCUGGCCCCUACAGGCAGCCCCUCUCUGGUUAACUCCAUGAAGAUCAUAGGGAACCCAGUGAGGACGUGUGACCAGGUCUACGCCCUCAUCCAGAGACUCACCUCCCAGAUCCGCAAAAGGCUCGAGGACCCCAAAUCUGCAGACCUGCAGCUGUACCACAGUGAGACCCUGGAGCUGAUGCUGCAGCGCUGGUCCAAGCUGGAAAGGGACUUCCGGAAUAAGAGCGGCCGCUACGACAUCAGUAAGAUCCCAGACAUCUACGACUGUGUGAAGUACGACACGCAGCACAACGCCACGCUGGGCCUGGAGGACACACUGGAGCUGUUCAGGCUGUCCCGUGCCCUGGCCGACAUCGUCAUACCUCAGGAGUAUGGCAUCAAUAAGCCAGAGAAGAUGGACAUUGCCCAGGCCUACUGCUUGCCCUUGAUGAAGAAGAUCCAGCUAGACCUGCAGAGGACCCACGAGGACGAGGCCGUCAACAAGCUGCACCCACUGUGGUUCAGGUACUCGCGGGGGGUCAUGUCUCCAGGGCGUCACGUCCGGACCCGCCUCUAUUUCACCAGCGAGAGCCACGUCCACUCGCUGCUCAGCAUCUUCCGCUACGGCGGACUCCUGGAUGAGGUGAAGGACCAGCAGUGGAAACAGGCCAUGGAUUACCUCAGUGCCGUCUCUGAACUCAACUACAUGACUCAGAUAGUCAUCAUGCUGUAUGAGGAUAACAACAAGGACCCUGGCUCAGAGGAGCGUUUCCACGUGGAGCUCCACUUCAGUCCCGGGGUGAAGAGCUGUGAGGACGAGGAGAACGUCCCUCUGGGCUUUGGCUUCCGCCCAGCCUCCGCUGAGAACCAGGAGAAGCAGACCAACCAAGGCAGUCUGGAGGACCUAUCACAGGACGAGCCUGACCGGGCCCUGCCUCUCUCUGAGCUAAUCAGCAUCAGAAGAUCACCCAUGAUACGCAACCGCAAGACUGGCUCCAUGGAGGUCCUCUCCGAGACCUCCUCCAAGGGCGCCUCCUACCGCCUCUUCCCCUCCUGCUCGCGCCAGUCCCCUGAGAUCAAACCGACUGGCCUAGGGUCCCUGUGCUCGGGCCUCUUCAGUGCCUCUGUCCUGGGGGUGUCCUCUAGCGCCCCCAACCUGCGGGACUACGUCCGCACCCACCACCGCAAACCCCCCCUGUCCCCCGGUUUGCCUUUUGGAGAUGAGCCCCUAGACGAGCAUCUUGUAGCCCAGCUGCUGAAGGGGCUCGUCACUGACCCGGCCCUCCUGUGUUGCCCCCCUCUGGCCUCUCUGGACAGGGCCAUGGCCCACCACCUGCACCAGUGCCCCUACCACCUGCGCCUCCUCAGGAACUGGCUGGUGUCCGGCCAAGACCUCCCCGAGUACCUCUACGGCUUUGAAGGCUGCUCCAUGGUGCCCUCUAUCUACCCACUGGAGACGCUGCACAACUCGCUGUCCCUCAAGCAGGUGGACGAGUUCCUCAAUGCUGUGUGUGAGGACAGCAGCGACGCCCACGCUAAGACCAUGAAAGCUCUCUCUGUCUUGUUCGACACAUCAAGCCAGGGGUAUGGCCAGGCACACACCUACCCCCCACCAAAGGCCCUCUCCUCCUCAGAAACUCCUGUUCGGCCCCCCACCCACCCACUAUGCUUAAGCAGUGGCCCCCCCAGCACAGUGUCCAGUGCAGGGCCCUCCUCCCCCACCUCAGUGAACCCAUCAAACCCAGCCAUACACUUCAGCUUCAGUGAGUAGUCCGGAACCCCCUCACCGGAUCCCACAGAGGAACCGCAGGACAACCCAACACCUGGACCUUCAGAGGAAGCCAUUAUUAAUCCAUCCAUCCACACUGUGCCCGUCAACCUCUGAGUGCCUUCAAACUCUUGUUAGUAAUCACAGUCGCAUACAGUGCUGGACCCUGAGGACCGUUCGUCCUAUUUUGUGGACAAAAACAAACAAAAACCCUCAGGCGGAUUGUCUGUCCAACCAACACUGCCCCAUUUGAGCGACAGCCAGGGGAGCCUAUGACCAGUGUCCUCGGCAGGGUAUAGACCGGCCUGAGGCUGGAUGGAAUCACUACAGCCCAUCUGUCUGUCCUUGAUUCAGACUGCCUGCUGAUGUUGUUGCUGAACAGAGACAAUGGGAGACUUCCUUUCACAGAGACGGGAGGCAGGUUCAGAAUAUUCUACACCAAUCCUUGCAGACAAUUAUUGGCAUACAGGUAUAGUUGAGCCAGUUGAUCAAAUACGGACUGCUUUCUCAGUUUUGUUGUGUGUCUCUCUUUUUAUAUUCUGUUUUGGGGUGGCUGUACUUUACGUGAUUGGGGGGGGGGUACAAUACGAUACAACAGGAAUACUGUACACUGAGUAUACAAACACAUUAAGAACACCUGCUCUUUCUAUGACAGACUGACCAGGUGAAAGCUAUGAUCCCUUUUUUGAUGUCACUUAAAUCCACUUGAAUCAGUGUAGAUGAAUGGGAGCAAACAGGUCAAAAAGGGAUUUGUAAACCUUGAGACAAUUGAGACAUGGAUUGUGUGUGUCAUUCAGAGGGUGCAUAACUCAAUAUUAGGGAGGUGUUUCGUUCUGGUGUACUCAGUGUAUGUUUCCUAUCAUGUCUACACAGCAUUUUGUCAUGAAAUAAUACACAAUUCAUAUUUUAUAUACAUAAUUGUUUUUAUGUUGGAGUCCCAUGUGAAAUAUAUUUCAUAUCCUGAUCUCAAUAUACCAAAAAAUAGAAACAAUACACGUGUCUCAACACCUUACAUAAAAUACUGUGUUAAAUAUAUAUUUUUUACAGUAUUUCAAGGGUAAACCACUCCAGAGGAAAAUAGCUGUGCCUUUAGCCUUCCUCAGUCUAUACUGGGUUGGGUCCUCAAACUAUUUUGUUUUUAAUGUUAAUUUAAACAAUUGUGUAUCAAAUGGUGUAAUACAUAUUAUUUGGGCAUUUGUAUUGUCCCAGUGGGGAUAAAUAAAGUUGAAUAUGUAUUUAUGGAUAAUAAAAUAAAAAAUUUUAGAUGGAAGGUAUGCAUUGAAUCGUUUAACAAAAACAAUGGUUUUCUUGUACAGUAAUUCUCCAAAUUGUAAAACCAAAAGGUUUCUAUGGAUUCUGAAAAGAACAUGAAUGUCAUUGUAUUUGUAGUUGGUAUAAUAGUAGUCUAUGCUAUUUCAAGGAUGCUCUCAACUGCACUAAUGUAAAACUAGCACUGCUGAAUCUGUAGAACAAAGCUUUAUUUUUCUUUCGAGUUUUCUUCACAUUGCUUUUCGUGAUAGUAAUGAUCUAUUUAAUGACUGGUGUUUAUAGGUGAAAUUAUGACUUUUUUUUGGUGGUUAUUUCAUGUGGUUAUUUCAUGUGCCAUGUAAUAUCAGCCAAAGAUAGUUGAUGCAGUAUAGAAUCCUGUCCUUAGACAUUGUCUUAUUAAGGUCUAGCAAUAAAACACCAAGGUUGUUUUAUUAAAAGUAAUAUCUGAUUUCUGAAGGUUGUGGUUCUUCAUUAGUCUCAGGCAAUAAAAAAAUAUAUUUUAACAAGUCUAAUAGGGGCACUAUUGUGUGGGGGGGGGGGGGGGGUGGCCAGGUUCACUAUUACAGUAUGAUAUGCUCAGUGGCACCACACAUUGGAUCAAAGACGAUCGUUUGCUUCAAUUAGUUGAGUGGAUAGUGAAUGACGGGAGAGAAACAGAUCUUUUAACAAGCCUUCAUUGUACAGUUCAGCAAUGCCCAUACCGAGCUUAAAUGCGAAAUCACAGAAUCCAUAGAAAGAUACUAAGAUGUUAUUUCUUCUCGCAUAGGGAAGAGCAGAAAGCCACAGAAGUUGCUGUGUUUUAUUGUGAUUUAUCAAAGAUGGUGAAGACUGAGGAGAGGCCCACGUAGACUACAUCCUCCAGCUCCAGAGUCACUGCAUUGGAUACAUAGUAAUGACCCCCACUAUUAUACUAACCUGCCCACAUUAUUUUCUGCCAUUGCCCAGCCUGUUUUCUAAAAUGGCGUUCUCUCGCUUCAGCUCAUCCACCUGGCUGUCACUCUGGCCUCCAAGUACCUCCACGCUCUGUUGCACCACCAUGUCUAGCAACGUCCUCAGCCCAGGUGUCAGUUUGCGUGGUCUCUGUAGUUUCGGUCCUGUGACUGAACAGUGGCGUAAAAAAAUAAUUCAAGUCGUUUUUUGAGGUAUGUGUACUUUACUAUUUAGCCUAUUUUUAAAAAAAAGUUUAAAGUUCUCUACAUUCCUAAAGAAAAUAUGUACUUUUUACUCUCUUACAUUUUCCCUGACACCAGAAAGUACUGGUUACAUUUCGAAUUCUCAGGCAGGACAGCAAUAUGAUUCACGCACCUGUCGAUAUAACACGUUGUCAUCCCUACUGCCUCUGAUCGGACUCACUAAACAUAAAUACUGCAUUUGUAAAUUAUGCCUGCAUGUGGGAGUGUGACCGUCUGUCCAUUAAAUUUUAAAAACGA
Oncorhynchus kisutch (coho salmon) is the source of this 7067-nucleotide messenger RNA. Its product is annotated as inositol hexakisphosphate and diphosphoinositol-pentakisphosphate kinase 1. Gene Ontology annotation, molecular function: inositol hexakisphosphate kinase activity; 5-diphosphoinositol pentakisphosphate 1-kinase activity. Gene Ontology annotation, biological process: inositol phosphate biosynthetic process; inositol metabolic process. NCBI's taxonomy places the organism in Eukaryota, Metazoa, Chordata, Actinopteri, Salmoniformes, Salmonidae. The transcript has 30 exons. Bases 637 to 4371 code for a protein of 1244 amino acids. Gene Ontology annotation, cellular component: cytosol. The record is from RefSeq and is a predicted model, not a curated record.